AGUAUCCCGGGGCCAGCACCUACACGACAGAGAGUGCAGGAGGGAGGGGAGGGGGGUAAAGUGAAGAGGAUGUUCCAGGUGGAGAAGCAGGAGUUCGGUGAGCAUUUCGCCCGGGGCCCCCGGGUCAGUGUGGCCAACACUUGCGGCGAUUUCAUGAGCGACACCUCGAGCUUGGUGAGUGACUUGGACGAGACGGACUAUGAGGUUGGCCGCUUGACAGCGCUAGCUUUCCGCAGCCUGGCCUGCCCUCCCAGCGGCUACAUGGAGCUGUUCGAGUCCGGGGGCUCCACCGACCUCUCCCUGGACCUGUCCGAACGCAGCAGCGACACCACCCAAUGGUCCACCUCGGCGGAGCUGGGCAUGAGGCCAGGGAGCCGGGAGCCUGGACCCCGGGAAGCCCCUGCCUGCGGGAGCAGCCACUUCGAGUGUGUGGAGGUGGCUGUGGAAAGCCAGAAGGAAAAUCAUGGUGGUGGGGCCAGGGGCACUGUGCCCAAGAGGGAGAUCCAGUUCAAGAAGAGGGAGAGCGGUGAGCUGAGUGUUUUGCAGACCAUUGCCUGCCCAGAGGAGAGGAAGACCACCUCCUGGGAGGAGGAGGUCAGGACCAAUAGCCUGCACCGAGCCGAGCCCCAGGAAGAAUGCUCCAAAAAGGCCAAAUUUGCCUCCUGCCACAUCUCCAACGUCAUCUCCAAGAAGAUGCAGUUUGAGCAAGAGCUCAAGAUGGAGCGGGGGGCCGUCCAGGACCCCUUCUCGUCUGUGCCGUCCACCCCGUCCUCGGCCCCUGUCAAAGAAUUCGAGUUCCCCCUGCCAGGUCUCGCUCAGGAGGAAGAGCCUGGCAGAGGCUGGGAGUUCAGCACCGAGCUGCUGGGAGGCAGGAGGAGCGUGGUGCUGCAGGAGGGCUGCUCGGAUACUGGCCCUGCCCAGGCCACCCCACAUCCUGGCGGCUUCAGGGGCUGGAAGGAGAGCUGUACCGAGGAUCAGAAAGCAGGGAAGCCAGGGAGAGCAGGAAUCUUCAGUGAUUCCAAACCUGAAAAGGCCACCGCGCACAACAGCCUGGAGGAGAAAUAUGUGGAGGUUAUCCCACAGGUUACCAACUACCUCAGCCAUCCCACUGUGUUUGAAGACAAGCCCAGCUAUAAACAACUUGGUCAUAAAAUAGACAGUGUAAAAUCCAGGAGCAGUGUAAUGCCACAACCACCCAAGGUGACACCUGUACCUCCAACCACACAAGAGAAGCUUGUGGACCCAUACGGGACAAUUGAACAGCUGGCUCCAAACAUAGGCUCCCGCAGCAAGAUCAUCCCUCUUGACCCUAAAUAUCAGACUCUGCCUGCUUCAUUUAAAUUCGAGACUGAUGAUUGUAGAAUCGUUGACCCCCAGUUUGACCGAGGUGAACUGACAGCACAGAGAGCAAAGGGGCCCAUCCAUCAGGUGCGUGAUGUGCGUAAACUGGUCAAGAAUACAUACGGAGCGCUAAGUUUCCGUGGCUCCGGGGAAGCCAAACCUUCUGGAAUUUUGCAUCCUGAUGAUUCCCAACUGCUCGCAGAGUCUGAUCAAACCAACGUACCAGUGGCCAACAUCGCAAUGCUGCCUAUGAACAUUCAAUGCAAAUCCAUAAAUUGGAAAGGUAAUCGAGAAAUGUCUUGCAAUUCAUCAGUAGACAAGAAAUAUUGGACCUACGCAGGGAGUACAGACACCUCCAGGUUAUAUUCAUCUGAUAUCAAGCUGCUACUUCCAUCUGAUAUUAAGAAAAGCAAGACAGAUCCAUUUAAGAAAGCAGAGACCGAAAACAAGACUUGCAAAAAAGUUGGGAAAGCAGAGGGUGCAUUGGCGAUUCAAUCUGCAGAUUCAAAGAACAUCAAGAAGAAAAACAAAAUUGAUAAAUCGCAAAGCUCACCUGCUUCAAGAAAGGAAGCUGCCAGAAUUUCUCCUUUAAGAGAUGGCUCUAAAAAGGACACACAAGAGAAACAAGAUGUAAAUUUGGUGAGGAGGCUUCCAGCUGGUGAAGAUCGUAAUUUGACAUCUGAGACAGACAAAGUCAAAAAGAGUUGGUCAGCUGGUGUAGACAACCAAUGCCCAUAUUCAUCACUGUUGAAUUCACAUUCAAAAGGUAUUAAGGUUGAGACUGGUGGAGAAAAAACAAAGAAAGAUUCAGCAGAAUCCAUUCCGAAACAGGAGAAUACAGUGCUAAACAAUAAUGUUGGUACUAAAAAAGAUGACCCAAUGAAACCGCAUAGCCAAUUAAAACCUACUGGAAGUGUCACUUCUCUCAAAGAGGAUUUGAGUUUGACACAUGGGAAAAGUGAUUCAAUAAAAGAAACUCAAGACAGACCAGAAAAGCAAAAUAAACUCCAGAAGAUUGCGAUUUCAAGAAAUAACAUUGCCAAAACAUUGGCUGAGAAGGAUGAGUCAUUAAACCAGAGCAAACAUUUAAACAUUUCAACUCCCAAUUUAACCAACUCAAAUAUUUCAAAAGGAAAAGAUACAUUAGAGAGCAAGGUUGACUCCAGAUUGGAUCAGCAGAAGACAUUUCGAAAGGUGUCUUCAUCAAAAAAUGAGAGCACCCAAGAAUUAACCAGGAAAGGGGAAUUGAACAAGGAAGGUCAGUUCAGAAAGUUAGGAAAUAAGAGUGACAAUGUGGUUUUAAAGACUGAAGAAAUUGAAGGAACUGAGGAAUGUGGAAGAGAAGGUCAAGUCAAGGGGGAGCAGAAAAGUCAACGCUUUGGGAAAUCUACUAUCAGUGGCGAAGACUUACUGUCACCAGUUGGGAAAAAGGAUGAUGCAAAGAAGGUUCAGAUUGGACUGGAAAAGAAGACUGUAGUGAUGAGUAGCUCCCUCUCACAAACUGUAGACAACGCAAAAUUAUCUGGGAGAGGUGAGCCUAGAAAUGAGUCACAUGUUGGAUGGCAGAAGGACAAGAGAUUCUCAAGUAAUCCCACCUUAGAGAGUGAAGUCAUCAAAUCAUCAUGCGGGAAAUAUGAAACGGUCAAAGAUAUCCAAAUUCGCUUAGAGAAUCAGAGUAAGAAAUUGGGAAGCUCUAACGAAGAAAAGUCAAUGUCUGGGAAAGCCAAGGCUAAUAAUGAGAGCCUGUCUGGACUUGAAAAUCGAAAAACCCCUCAGGAUUAUUGUGCCCAGAGUAGCGAAAGCAUUAAAUCGUUCAUGUACAAGACUGAGACUAAGAAAGAGAGCCUGAAUGACUCUCAGAAUCAUGUUAAAAAAGGGAAAGCUGAACAAGCUUCGGAAAAAGCAGGCAUGAAAGUGCUAAAGGAAUCACAGCCAAUCAAAGAUAGUUAUGUUUUGUCAUUGAUCUUAGAAGAAGAAAACAGGAAUAACUUGGAGUCCACUGAUGCCAAAAUGAGAAACAAACAGUCAGUAUCUGUGAAGCAUCAAUUCUUAAAUGAUCCUGGUGUACAAGCUUCCAUUUCCUCUUCCGUUAACAGCACAGAUAAACAAACUGUAUCCUGUGUGAAGCCCACAGAUCACCAUCAAACAGUAACAAGCUCAGUGAAGACAUCAACUCACAAACUGGAAAAUCAUAGUAACUCAAAAGGUUCAUCAACCCUCACUGCUGAAAUGCCCAAGUCAACACCCAAAGCAACUUAUCAGCAGACACAUUCACAGAUCCAUUCAAGUUUAACAGAGUUUAAUGUGAAGACACUCCCUGCUGUCAAGUUGUCCAGCCAGGAUAUGAACAAGUUGAGUUCAUCUGCAGUUGAAACACAGCCCACAGGUGGAGCAAUCACUCAGGAACAAGCAUCACUUUCCCUGGACAGCGUAAAUUAUCUUGCCAUUCCUAUGAAAGAGCAGAAAGCACAGGUGCCCAAUGUGGGACUAACAGCUGUUUCUCCUCGAGCUUCCACCUUCAAAGCAAAUCCACCAUCGGCGAUCCCCUACUUUCAGCAUCAGCGCAGCGUGGAGGCAAAUGAUCCUCAAAGGCAAGACAAACAGACAGUGUCUCAUCGAGUUACCCAGGAUGCACAGUCCCCUGGCGUUCAGCUGAAAAAUCCAACUUACUCUUCUGUAAAUCAAACCCAGCUUCAAUUCUCUCCGGGUGCUAGGACGUCAAACCUUGUGGAGACAGGUUGUGAAGUUCCACAAUCUUCUCAAGACUUGGACAACUCCCCUGUGCCUUGUUAUCAGUAUCCUCAAACUCAGAGAAAAAUGCUUGUGGAUCCAGAAACAGGAAAAUAUUACUUUGUGGAUGCUCCGAUUCAACCUCCUCGUAAAAUGCUGUUGGAUCCGGAAACAGGGCAGUACGUGGAAGUCAUGAUGCCUCAGCAUCCCUACGGCGGAGUAUAUCAAGUGCCUUUCCCUCCUUACCUUAUAAAUCCAGGAGUCAUGAGCCCAUCUUAUUUACCAAAUAUGCCAUACCCUGGGUUAUUUGUAGGACCUCCUGUGUCUUCUCAAAGGCCUAUGGAACUGCAAGGCCAAGUACUGCCCCAACAGAGUAUCCCACAAGGUAAAGCAGAUUCACAGCAACAUAAACAGUAUGUCCAGAGGAGUUUCUCUGCUGACUCAGCAAACUUGGAGGCCUUGUAUUAUAUACCAACAGGUAUGCCAUUAUAUCCCAACCCAGGCCAGCCUGGUCUGCAGCAAAUACCAAUCCAAGCUAAAUCUUGUGCUGAAAUUAGAGACAGCAAAACUACAGGCAUUUGGUCAAUGCAACAAAUUUAUGGGGUCAGUAACCUUCUCCCCCAUGGAAGGCCAAGUAGUUUUAUGGUGGAGUAAAAACCUAAGUAGGUACAUUUGAUGACAGGCUGAAAAAGGGCAAUGAGAACCUGCAGCUGAGCAAGAAUCAAGCAUCGGCCACAGAUUCAACCACACAGUCAUGUCAGAGAUGAAUGGCAUUCACUGAAAAGUAUUUUUCUCCAGACAUCACACCAUUAUCAGUCCAGGGACACACAGCUCAAUGGGAAAAACCACUCAGUUUAUUCAAGUGAUGUUGAAAAGCAUCUUGUGAAUCCCCAGCAACUUAACGGCAACGUUGAAUAUCAACUUGGGCCAAUUCCUUGCGAAUGUUUUCAUUUCCAUUGGAAUCUGUGAUCAAUUCAUGCAACGCUUGAAAGGGCUCAAUGACUUUGGCCUCCUAUUUGGGGAGAAAGGAACAACAUUGAAGGUGUUUGGUUACUCUUUCUUAAAGCUAUUGCAAAAGGGUGAUUUACUGUGCUAAGGCAAAGAGUAAAAGGGCAAACUUAUGCCCUAGACCCAUGAUUUAUAUUCUUUUUAAGCAGAUUCCAUCUUAUUGUCUACAAAAGGAGACAUUGAAUAUAUCUGUGACUAUUAAAUAAUGUUCAGUUGUGUCAGAUUUUGUGUGUGUGAAAUGCAGUUGCCAGCAACAUUGGUCACAAUUCCAGAGUCAACUGGAGUGAAGGUUGCAAAGGCAUAGAAAUGUACCCUCUUGCUUUUGGGAAAAUUUUCAUUUCCUUGUGUACCAUGCAUGUGAGAAUGUUUCGCUCAGUCUUCAGAAUUUCGCUGUGCUAUCAGAAACUGAACUUAAUGAUUAGUUUAUAAAGAGAAGUUACUUUAUUAACUUGACAAGCACAAACAGGUUUUUAUUAUUUUAUUGGCACAAUGGUUGUUAAACCAUCCUGUACCAUCUCAAAGUAAUUGACAACCUGUCAAUAGGAAAUUGCUUUCUGGGGAUUCUUUAACCUGUUCCACAAGUCAUGUUAGCACAAAAUUAAACAGGGUGGAUUAUAUAGGGCGAUGCUGGGAAAAUACAGGCUCAGUAUUUCAUAUUUAGUAAAACUAGUGAUGUUAGGGAUAAAUCAUACUACAAGUAUCACCUCUAUAGAUUGAAACACUUAUGACCAAUAGUUACUCAAUUUACAUGCUAGUUUGAUAAUUGUACUACAUAAUUCAAAGACACUUAUAUUUAUGUACAAAAUUCUCAGUGAUCUUCACAGCGUACCAUCAUUGAAGAGCAGUGGCUUGUUAUUUUGAUAAAUGUGAUGUGAGUGAGGAAGGUCUGUCAUUUUUAGGUAUUGCCAAUACCAAAGGAAUUAAGAUAGAUCCAAUAAAGAUUUCUCUAGCUUUCAUAUGGGGUGGGAGUGUGUGGGACUGGUGAAUGAGAAUGUGGACUGUGUCAAGUAACAUUUUCUAAUGUAUGCCAGGCAAUUGGUGAGGUAGGUGCAUGAUUGCACUUUGAUGCCAAGUUGAAAGUAUGAAGCACUUUUUCACUGACAAUGGCACAGCUCAGAUAUAAAGUAAAAACUGCUUUUUCCUAAUAAGUAAUGAUCUUUCCUGCCCCAACCUCUAAGAUUCCCUGUUGCACUAGUGCGACCUUUCAAUUAAAAAAUACUUGGCCAAUUUUGUGAAUGGGAUGACUGGUUCUUAAAAUGUUCUGCUUGUUUCCUUCUGGGAGCUUACAUUCACUAUUAAUUGGCCUAAUUUCAUUUAGAGUGCUUGCCUCUGCUGCCAGGAUAUGUUUGGAGAGAGAGAGAGAGAGGGGAAGAGAUUCCCCUGCUAUCUGAAUCACAGAUUUGUUACAGUACAGAAGGAAGCCAUUCAGCCCAUAGUAUCAACUCCCUGUUCUCUGAGCAUUUUGACUUCGUAGGAGACAGUGAGGGCAGCAGAUGCUGGAGAUCAGAGUCAAAAGUAUGGUGCUGGAAAAGCACAGCCAGUCAGGCAGCAUCCGAGGAGCAGGAGAAUUGAUGUUUCAGGCAUAAGCCCUGAUGAAGGGCAUUUUGACUUAAUGCCAAUCUCCUCCUUCUCUCUGUAACCCAGCACAUUGUUUCUAUUUAAGUAAUUAUAUAAUGUCUCAAAUAAAUAAACAAAAAAAUUCCAAAAGAAAGACAACUAAAUUGAGUUUGGAAUGGAAUUGAAAGCUAGACUGAGGGAUGGGACUACCAUUGCUUGUUGAAAAUAGUCUGAAGUCCUGCCAAAUGAUCCAGUAUACUUGGAAACAGACAACUGUAACACUAAGAGGAACAUCAUAACUAUUUAUGUGCUGCAUUCACCUCACUCCUUGAACAUUCAUUCAGAUCAAUCCCAAAGAGCUGCCACUAUAGCAGUUCCUGUUUAAUUCAGAGCAUAGCUGCAAACCUCGUGGGAUGCUGUACCAGAAUAUAUCUUAAGAACAAAUUCACUGGCUCACAUAAAUAGUGCAAGACAUAAAUUCAUGAAAUGAUAUGCCACAGAAAGAGGCCAUUUGGCCCAGGCGCAUCUAUCCAAUGAAUCCCACCGGCCUGUCCUUUCCCCCAGACUACUGCCAAUGCCUCCACUUUAAAUACUUACCCAAUUUCCUUUUGAAAAUGACCAUUGAGUUGGUUCACAGCACACUUUCAGGCAGCACAUUCCUGAUCAUAACAACACAAUGUGCAAUUUUUUUCUUACAGGCCCUUCUGGUUUGUUCACCAAUUGUCUGAAACUUGUGCAAAAAGGGGAAAGAAUUUCUGUGGAUGGAUUCAAGGUACAAAAACUAAUCUGAAUGCUGAGUUAACACACUAGAAUAUAUUCCUCUUUGACAUAUCCAUUUGUGUAUAACAGUGUGGCACAGUGGCAAAUGGUGCAUGUUACAGAUGUUCAAGGACUAGCACAGGUACAAUGGACCGAGUGGCCUCUUUCUGACUUGUAUAAUUCCAUGGUUCCUAUUGGAAUGUUUGUGUGACAGGUGAGAACAGGACAACAAGGGGCUAUAAUGCCUUGAGAACACUUACAUUUUGUGCAUUCACCUGCUGAAGGGACUGCUUGGCUGAAGUAGUGGAGGGGAGCUGCUAGGUAUUCACCUGCGUCCCGGCAACGCUGGGUCAAUGAAUAACAGCUGUCAACAUUUUGCUGCAAAUUCAAUCUAAAGUUAACGGUAAAAGAUGUAAAAUUCAGAAUUGAUACUGGUACCUUUAUCCUCUCCAUGCCUCAAUGGUAUCACUCUUGUCUCUCAGUCACAAGGUUAUAGGUUUAAGUUCCAAUUAAGACACUUCAGAACAAGGUUUACGCUGGUACUUCAGUGUAGAGCUAGGAGGUUCUUCUUAUUGGAAAAGGUGUUAGACCAAUGCCCUGCCUGCUCUCUUAAAUCGAGGUAAAAAAUCCAAUGGAAAACUAUUUCAAAGGAAGCCAGGGUUCUGCCUGAAAUGGAUCCUGCAGGAUCACCAAAAACAGAUAUUCUGGUCAUUUAUUUCUGAGGUGUUUAUGAAAGCUUGCAGUGCAGAAAUAACCAUGGUGCUUCCUACAGUACACAGUGACUGUGCUUUAAGAGGAUUUUCUAGACUGUACAGUGCCUUUGGGGACAUUGUAAGUUUGUGAAAGAUGCUGCUUAAUACAAGUUCUUCUUAUUUCUUGAAACCAUGCCAGGUACAGUGUGUUCAGUAGUGACUUUAGUAAAUGAAUUGUGGAGACAUGUAUAUUUACAUUGAAUCAUACUACUCAUUGAUGUUGAACUCAUGUUUUCUGGAAGUUGAAGACACUAUUUCUAGCCAUGCUUUUGUGCUAAGUAGUGGCACUAUUUUGUAUCUGAUAAUGUAUCAAUAAUACGAUAUUUUACAGGUUUGUCUUGUACA
Molecule: messenger RNA, 8492 nt
Organism: Hemiscyllium ocellatum (epaulette shark)
Lineage: Eukaryota; Metazoa; Chordata; Chondrichthyes; Orectolobiformes; Hemiscylliidae
Exons: 1
Coding region: 70-4725 (1551 amino acids)
Source: RefSeq, a predicted model, not a curated record